Molecule: messenger RNA, 4004 nt
Organism: Styela clava
Lineage: Eukaryota; Metazoa; Chordata; Ascidiacea; Stolidobranchia; Styelidae
Source: RefSeq, a predicted model, not a curated record
AUUAUUGUAUCUCAGUUAGUAUAUCAUAAUGGAUGUUUCAUUGAUAGCAGACGCAACGAAUAACUUGAUAGUAUAUCUGGCAACAAUCAUAGAGAUUGCUCAUUAUACUCUGGUAAUUUACGGAGUACGGAAUGACUGGGAUGUCAACAAGGCAAGGAAACAGCCAGUUGCCACAUGGUUGAUGUCGAUAGCUUGUUGCUACGGUGGAGGGAUGAUCAUAAGUGUUUGUGUAGGAAAACCUGCUCUGACUCCUCUAUCCAAUAAUCAGUCAGUUCUCAUGAUGACAAUAGUAUGGUGGCACAUCUUCUACUCUCCCAAAGAUGUCAUUUAUAAUUUGUUGUCAUGGAAACCAGCGAUGUUAGUGAUUGUUCUGGGAAAAGAAAUGAUCCGAACACGAAAAAUUAUAAAAGGAGUGAAACUUGGUCGUGGAGCUUUCCCUGACUCUCUCUUGAUCUGUACUAUUCUUGGAAUGUUUGGAGCCUGCGGAGGGGGGUUCGUCAAAAAUGCUGCAACGUUUGUGAGGAAACAAUGGAAUCAUGAGACCGUGAAAUCUAUUCAUUUGGCGACAGUAACAAAGCUCAGCCUUCUGUUCUCUCUACUUUACAAUCUACAACUCCUAGGAAUCCUGCCGAUCUCAUUCAACACUGUUGUUCUUCUACAACUAACAGUGAUGUUCCUGAUAUCGUGCAUUGACGUCAUUUAAUCAAGUCUAAAGAUUGCAAAGCUUUUGUCUGAUGACGUUGACCUCCACGUGUUUCCAUUUCGUAAAUUCCGAAAAGGAUUGAUCAAAACUUUCCGAAUGUCUCCUGAUGCUUUGAUCCAAUUGUCUCUUCAACUUGCACAUUUCAGGGUCAAAGGUCAUUUCAGUUUGACUUACAAAGCCUCAAAGACGAGAUUGUUCCGAGAAGGGAGGAGCGAGACUGUUCGUUCAUGCAUGUCUGAAUCCUGCGCUUUCGUUCGCGCCAUGGAAGAUUCAGAACAAACUAAUGAAGACAGAAUUGCCAUGUAUUUGGAUAUGAGGAGGCAAUGACUGGUCAAGGAAUUGAUCGUCAUUUAUUCAGUCUCUACGUCGUGUCAAAAGAUCUCAAAAUCCCUUGGCAGUCUCCCUUUCUGCAAAAGGUCAGAAUAUCAUUUUCCUUUUUUUUUUUUUUUAAUUUUUUUUUGAUUUAUAACUUUUUCUUAUUGUUCAUAUAUUUCUACUCACUUUUUAAUACGCUAACCACAUGUGAUGUUUUGUGUCUUCGCUCUGGACAAACCUAAUAAGUUGUCACUGAUGAUUUGUAAGGGGCUGCAUUUUUUUUUAAGGUCUGGGUUCAAUUUAUUUGGGCAGGCAAUACUGGGAAGUGGGAAGGUUCUGAUUCGCUGUUGGUAUUAAUUCCCCCCCCUUCUACAAUUUCAAACACCCCCCUAAUUUUGAAGUAAGAUACCGCACUUUAUUACCUAACUUAAGUAUAAUUGUAUUUGAAUAUCCAGAAGGUAGAAUAUUUAUCAGUGCAGAUGAUCUGUCAAAUACAUAACACAUUUUUAUAAGUUACGAAUAGUUUAAUCGCUAAUAGGAAAAUAUUUACCAACCUUCUAAAUUCCCCCCCCCCCCCGCCUCUAAAAUGAAAUGCUGAGGUACAUACUGGCCGUAGGUUCCCAUAUCUCCACUAUGUGAGAACCUCCUGUUCUAGAAGUUACAGAAUCUUUCCAGUUUAGCCGAUUCAAUUUAUCACACCCUGGGUAAGGUGCGGCGACAUGAUGUUUGAACUCAAACUAUCGUCUAGGUCCAACCCCUUAAACAUUAGAAUUAAAGUAAAAGCACAAAUAAAGUUGGAUUUCCAGAUCUAUUAGUCUCAUUGCUUUUCAAAACACUUGACCCGCUUUCAUCAUUGCCUACCCAAAUUUAUUGCACCCCUAGGUGAGCUGGUGAGCAGAGUUUUUUAUUCAGCCAACAUAGUCUCACACCAUAAACAUUAGCAUAAAAGUAAAAACUAAAAGCAUAAGUUGUUUUCAAAACAUUUCUCGCAACUAUCAUUUUUCUUUUCGGUGUUUCUUAUCAUGCUGGUGCAAGCUAUCGCUGAAACGUAAUUUUCUUUCACGCUGUUGCAACUUGUAUGUUUAAUUCGAAAUUCACGAAAUUUUGACCCUAAAAAUUUGUCAAAAUGGCUGUUAUGGAAUUAAUUUCAUCUGGUCACAUUGACAUUUCAAACUCCGCAUUAUUUACUCAUUCGACCAUGACUGCCAUUUAGAUUCUCAAUCAUAUGACUCUCUAGUCAUUAUCGUCAAUCAAAUAUUUUUCUCAUUUUAACCCUGCAUUUUCGGUCAUCAUUCAUCCAACCAUGACUGCCAUUCAUUUUUCAAUCAUGCGGUGUUCUAUUGCAUAUUCAUAUUCAUCAAUUUUUUGUUCAAUUUAACCCUACAUUUUCGUUCAUCAGACCAUGAUGCUCCAGCCAACAUUCCUAAUCUCAAAUUAUUUGUUCAUUUUGGCCCUGCAUUUUUAUUCCUCUGACCAUAACUAUGAUUAAGUGUUUCACAAAUUUAAGUUCAUUAGAUAAAAAAUCAUAAAGAAUGUUAUUAUCAUUCAAACCCUGCAUUUUUAAUCAUUCAACUGUGACUGUCUUUAUUUGUACCCUUCAUUUUUAGUUAUUAACGCAUGGCUGUCUAUUGUCAUCAAAUUCUUCAUGUCAAAAAAAUAAUAAUUUCAAAAAGUUUUUUUUAAAUUGCGAAUAAAAAUCAUAAAAAUAAUUAUUUAUUUGUUCGCCACAAUUUCAAAACCAUUAUAUAUUUUGAGAUUUAGAAAUUUUCUUUGUAUCUAACUAAACUAAAAAAAAAUUGUCUUGAUUUGUAUAUCCAGCAAACAUUCGUCCCCUCUGUGACAGCAGCAACUUGUGAAUGCGCAAAUAGUUCCGCAUCAAUUUUAGUUCAUUUUGAUACUGCAUUUUUUACUUAUUAGACCGUGACUCUUUAGUUGAACCCUCAGUAACAUAUCACCCUGUGACUUUACAAAUCCAUGCGAUCCCCUGAAUGAAUAGAUAGAUCCACAUCAAUUUUGGUUCAUUUCAACCCUGUAUUUUUAUUUAUUAGACCGCGACUCUUUAGUUGAACACUCUGUGACAAAGCAGUUACAAAUCCUUGCGACCCUGGAAUGUGCACAUAGUAUCACGUCAAUUUUGCUUCAUUUAAACCCUUUUUUUACUUAUUGGACCAAAACUUUUUUUUUAGUUGAAUCUGAUAAUGAAAAAUUAACAGUCUUUUUUAAUUCUAUUUUCAUUUCAACCCUGCGUUUUUAGUCAUUAAACCAUGACCCACAUGGCAAGUCAUUGGACCUUUCAAAUACACCCAUAGGUUGUGACUCAUCAGCCUUUCAAAAAACAUAGUUCAAAAAUUGAAGGAGGGAGGGGGAAUCCCAUUUUUUGGAUGUAGUCAUUACACGCAUAUCACAUUUUUUUUAUAUUAAAAAGAAAACUUUUUCAUCUUUGAGUUUCUCUACUCUAAAAAAUAACUAUUAUCAUGCUGUGUGUCUUCCUUAAAUUAUUUUAAACUUGAACAUCAAAAUUUGGUUUUAGUUUGGUUGUGGCAGCAUCAGGCUGUCUUAUCUUAUUAGAUUACCAUAUUCAUUAUUUUAUCAUCAUCUUAUCUUAACUGUUUUUUUUUAUCUAGGGGACUCUCUGAUUACACUCUUUUGAAUGUAUUUAUAUUUCCAUGUUAUUAUCUACUUAUCUAUUUAUCUUAUCAGAACUCAUCUCGAUUUGCUGAUAACAUCGAAAAAGCAAUGAUGGAUGUGAAGGACCUCUGCGAAUAUGCAAAGAAAAAAUAAUUUAAGAAAAAAACAAAAAAAAAUUAGGAAUUGUUAAUCUAAUGCAUUGUGUUUUUAUUAAAAAGGGGGGAGCACUGGGGGUAAAAAAGUAGGGGAUUUUAUUUUGAUUUUACUUAUACUUUUGUGUGGAAAAGCGUGUUCUAUUUUUUCUGUAAUAUUUACUGAUUGUAUUUUUAUCUUAGUGUAAAACAGAUUUGGAAACCAA